This is a messenger RNA of Symbiodinium natans, 2589 nucleotides long. Lineage: Eukaryota; Dinophyceae; Suessiales; Symbiodiniaceae. The record is from the annotation of a GenBank genome assembly.
AUGGCGGCGGCUAUACCGACGAUGCAGCGAAGAGGGGAUGCCCCGACUGGGCUGCGAGAUUGGAACUUGCUGAUCCGAUCCCGCGGACGGGAACGUGCAUGGACCGAGGCCCUGGGUAUGCUGGACGACCUCCCGGCACAGCGCCUCGAGCCGGACAAGUCCACCUGUUCAAUCCUCCUCCGUGUUUGUUCGGAAGCGAGCCGAUGGCAAGCGUCGAUUCAGCUGCUGUCGGAGUGGGCAGACUCUCAUCGGGAGCUCGACGUCGUGUGCUUCAACGCGGCGGUCAUCGCCUGCAAAUGUGGCAGCCAAUGGCAGAGCGCGUUGAAUGCACUGGCCAGUAUGCCUGAAUACCGUGCAGCCGCAGACGCAGUCACGUACGCCUCGGUGAUCAGCGCCUGCGAGAAGGCCUGCCAAUGGGAAGUCGCGCUGUGCCUCUUCAGCGACAUGCCGGGGCACCGUGUUCGGCCGGAUGCCGUGGCUUGCAGUGGGGCUUUGAGAGCCAUCGCUGAGGGCCGGCAAUGGGCCACGGCCUUUGGUCUCCUCUGGGAGCUCAUCUCUUAUAUGGUCGAGGUGAACACCUUCGCCUUCAGCAGCACGUUGAAGUCGCUGGAAGGGUCCGGCCAUUGGGACCUAGCGCUGCACACCUUGGAGGAGAUGGAGCAGUGGAGUUUGGGCAAAGACCUGGUGAGCUACAAUACGGCCAUGACGGCGUGCGAGACGAGCGGCCAGUGGCAGGCGGCACUGGCAUUAGUGCAGGCGCUGGUCAACUCGAGCGUGGCGCCAGACAAGUUCAGCUACGGGGCUCUCCUGCGUGCAAGUGCUGCGGGGCUGCAGUGGCAGCUCUCUUGCGCUCUCCUCGCAGAAGAGAGAAGCCUGCGCAGCGACAACUACUGCUGCAGUGCGGCCAUGGUGGCCUGUGCCGAAUGCGAGGAGUGGUCUUCUGCGUUGGCUUUGCUCACAGAGCUGCGUCGUUCUGGUGCGAGCUUGGACAAGGUCAGCUACUCCGCAGCGAUCGGUGCUUGCGGCCGAGGCUCCCUGUGGCGGCUGGCGGUGUCCCUUGUUGCCUCCAUGAUGCGGAGGAAGCUGACUCCAGAUGGGGUGCACGUCGGCGAUGCCGUGAGCUGCGUGCGCCAGGCCCGUGGUGAAGACGCGGCGCUGGACUACUUGCUCACGCUGCGGCGCCCCUGGGGUGCCCUCUUGGACAUGCCGUCGAGCCGGGCGGUUGUCAAGGUUCCGUCCCUGGUUUGGGAGCCUCCGUUUCUGGCGGUGCUGAAGCCUGCGGGCACGGCCACGGAGGAGUUCCUCCGCCGGCUUGCGGUGGAACUUGCGCCCCCGGCCACGCCGCCCAUGAGCAUCGCCACGCCCUCCAGGCUGGACCAUCCCACUUCCGGCGUGCUGCCUGUGGCCCUCGGCACGGGCGGUUCGUUUGCUCCAAACUGGCUCAUCAGCCAAUUCGCUGCAAGGCUGGUCAAGAAGGAGUACGUCUGCCUCUGCGAAGGACCAGAGCUGGGGGAGGUGGGCGAGGUGGGGUCCAUCUCAACGCCGCUGCUCACAGAGGAGGUUGGCAAGGCCCUGGUCACUCGCGUCUCGCCGGAAGGGCGGGAGGCGCGGACGCUGUACGAGGUCGUUGACAGCUACCCGCUUCCUCCCCCUGCCUCGGCAGAUCAGAGGCUGACGCUGCUCAAGAUUCGGCUCCUCACCGGCCGUACACAUCAGAUCCGCGUGCACCUCGCCAGCAUCGGCCAGCCACUGGUGGGCGAUCGCACGUAUGGCAAUCGACAGGGUUUCCCAUGCGCGCGGAUGUUCCUUCACUGCCGGAAGGUCUCUUUUCGAAACUUUGAGGGGAAGGUCCUGGAAGCUGUGGCGCAGCUGCCACACGAGCUACAAGAGCUCCUGGUCUACCAGAUGAUCGGGAACUAUGGUGCGCUAAGCAUGACUUGUUCCGAGCUGUUUGGCCACGAUGCGGUUCCGCCUGAGCAGGCGAGCAGCUGCCUCAUCAGCAUGCUGGACCGGCGGGAGUUGCCUCCGAUGUUGAUGGACGCCAUGGCCAGCGCGAUGGAGGAUCCAGAUCAGCUCUCUGCGAUUUUCGGGCCUGUCCUGAACCAGGUGUGCCAGCGACUGAAGGGCCGCAAUCUGGUUGACCAGAAACUCGAGGUUGGCAAGCGGAAAGCUUUCCAGCCCUGCGACGACGUCGACCCCUCACUGAAGCUGGUCCGGUCCGCCUCAGCAAACCUUGCGAAGCAAACCGGGCGUCCCCGCGCCGUCGCGCGGGCGGCGCUCGACGCGCUGGGUGAGGACCGCGACCAAGCAUGCCGACUCCUCCUCUCCGGGCUGGCGCUGGCUGUGCUGGACAGCGAGCCUUGCGAGGUGGAGCUGCUUGCCAAAGGCAUCCCGGCCUGGCUAAAGGAUGAGGCAGACGACCCCAGCCCGCCGAUCCUCAGCGUAGGCGCUUUCGAUGGCUGCUUCCUCCUGCGUGUGCAGAAGCACCGCCAGGAGCCCCUGCGCCUCUUCGCCCUGGAGCCCGUGGACGUCUGCUUGCUCUCAGCCAAGACCGUGACGGUGGACGAGGCGCCCCGAGGUAGUGUUUAG